Rhinocladiella mackenziei CBS 650.93 is the source of this 1536-nucleotide messenger RNA. RefSeq lists its product as uncharacterized. The coding region runs from base 1 to 1536 and encodes 511 amino acids. The record is from RefSeq and is a predicted model, not a curated record. The transcript has 2 exons. Lineage: Eukaryota; Fungi; Ascomycota; Eurotiomycetes; Chaetothyriales; Herpotrichiellaceae.
AUGAAGAGACACAGACAGCAAGCCACCGUCGAGAAUCCAUUCGUCAAACCCGGGAACCAAUCCUGGGAACUCUCCCGUCUAGCUUCCCUGAGGAGAUCUGUGUCUCCCCCACCAACCAAUCCUCAUCGCCAACCACCUCGAUCCAUAUCCACUGCGGCGGUGGAAGCCGGGGUACUCGAGAUCCAAGACCAUGUAUCCUUCUUCUCCUCGAAAUUGCUUUCCGCAACCCGACCUGAAGUUGCAGGUCACCCUCGGCUAUCACAUCAAGACUGGAUAGAUCUCUAUCAGCGGAAUCUCCACGAUCGAGGCCAUCAUUUCGUUGUCCAUCAGCAUGAUCAUCCGGUUGCUGGCAUCCACUAUGAUCUCCGUUUACAGUGCAACGCAACCAGCUCCAUCAGCUUUGCCAUCAUGUAUGGUCUCCCUGGUGAUCCCAACAGUAGGAGACUGAAUCGCAAUGCCACUGAGACCAGAGUCCAUAAUCUGUGGAAUCACUUAAUCGAAACUGCCUCCAACGACACCGGGACCAUGCUCAUCUGGGACACCGGUGAAUACACGGUCCUGCCCUACAGCUCGUCAAUCACCAACACCAAUACCCACACAUCCUCGGACUCGGAAUCACACUCUUCCCGACUACCAGAGUCCGAGCCAUCCAAACUGCAUCGUGCAUUUCGGAACCGAAAGAUCAAGCUCCGACUACAUGGCACACGUCUACCGAAGAACUAUACCAUCAGCCUACGACUAACUGGCGAGAAUAACCGAAUCGCCCAGCCUGACCUACCAUCCUACAAACGGCGUCGAAAGAAUCAAUCUUCCCCAACGCAAUCUCGCCCUCGUCGAGUCGAAACGUCCGGUUCAAGCAGAACGCCAUCACCAGAUAUCUCUUCCCCCAGCCCUAUAGGACAAGAGCAGUGUAGCAAAAGCCCACACCGACUCUCCGGCAAUGUCUCCUCACUCCGACGCGCGACAUCCCCUCCAAUAUCUACGGGGGUAAACCCAAAGCUUGACCAGCCAGACACGACGCCCAACCCAUCUCCAGCUCUUGACCGAACAAGUCUCGAAAAGCCCGAUUCCAAUUCUGCGUCAGCUUCUGACGCCCAGGUCCGCCACAGCAACGCCUACCCCGGCGCAACAAACAGCAUCAACAGCAUCCACCAGCGCAGAUGGUAUAUCUCGCUCGACCGCGCCGCGAGUGGGUUUCAGCCAACUGACGAGAUCUCCUUCGGUCGGCGCGUGUGGAGUCGGACUCGCAAGCAAGCCAACUCCUUGACUUCAACCAAUACCAAAGCUCCUAUCCAGAAAUCCGCUACGGUAGCGGAUCAGCUUCAGCCUAACACUGACACUGACACUGAAACCGAGGAUGACAGUGACAGUGACGGUGAAGAUGACGAUGGAGAAGGAGGCUUCGUACCCUUCCAAGUUCUGGGCCGAGACGUGGAAACCAGCGUGAUAACAGGGCGCAAGGCAGCGGAUGUGGCGCACGACGAAGGACUAGUGGGAUAUCGGCCGCGAGGAGGCUGGAAACCUGUCGUGGAAUAG